UGGUCGGCGCUGCGACCGCAUCAGCGCGACGGCGCGACGCGCUUGACGGCGUCGCACCUCGCCGGUCUGGGGAGCAUCGUGUGCGAUCGCGUGGGCGCGGGGAAGCGGCUCACGAUCUUGUCGCACGUGCUUCACCUCAGGGACGUCGUCGGCGUCCGAGGGCCGCACCUCGUGGUGUGCGAGGAGAAGGCGACGGCGGCGUGGAUCUCGGAGCUGAACCGAUUUUGUCCGAAGCUCAGAGCGGUGACGCUGCGCGACGCCGCGGAGGAGCGGAACCCCGCGAAAGCGGCGAUCCUUCGCAGCGGGAACGUCGACCUCGUCGUCGUCCCGCGCGGGAUGAUGAUC
Molecule: messenger RNA, 345 nt
Organism: Micromonas pusilla CCMP1545
Lineage: Eukaryota; Viridiplantae; Chlorophyta; Mamiellophyceae; Mamiellales; Mamiellaceae
Exons: 1
Cellular component (GO): nucleus
Molecular function (GO): ATP-dependent chromatin remodeler activity; ATP binding; DNA binding
Source: RefSeq, a predicted model, not a curated record